AUGCACACCUCUACCGCUCUCGUUCUCUCUCUUCUCGCUGUAUCUGUUUCGGCAGCACCUCCACAUCUCGAAGCCCGCAAGGGUGCUGCUCCAGUCGGCGGCCCCGCCUCGGCGAAGGUGACGAUUUAUAGCAGCUAUACCUGUGCUGCACCGGGCACUACCCCACCAACAGAUGGCAGCGCAGGAACCGCAACGUCCUUCACAAUCGCAGAGGGUACAUGCACAAUACCCACUUUCGGCCUGGCUUUCGGAGGAGCGAUCACAGCGACACUGGUUACAACACCGAAGACUGGUACUGUUGGAUGUUAUAUUCUUGGACACAGUCAACAGGGCUGCGGUAUCACGCUGACCAACAAUCUCUAUGGUUGGCCAUUUAAUGGCAUUGCUGUUGGCAAUAGUGUUGGGUGUGGCAACGCACCGGCGGGCACCGCUUGGGGUGCUUUCGAGGUCCUGUGUGUUUGA
Aureobasidium uvarum is the source of this 462-nucleotide messenger RNA. NCBI's taxonomy places the organism in Eukaryota, Fungi, Ascomycota, Dothideomycetes, Dothideales, Saccotheciaceae. The record is from the annotation of a GenBank genome assembly.